GCUUGCGCAAAUUCUUUUACGAAGUCACGAGAGACUCAACGGAAUCGCUCGUUUAUGAUAUUGUACAACUGAACGUGCUGCACACAGGCCGCCUCAUGUUUCAGUUGUCACGAUAUUCGAGACAUCGCAAGGGGCUGGUGUCAAACUUAAUGUCAGUACCGUUCCAAACAAUGGUAACGUACAGCAAAAAUGGGACUAAACUACCCACAAUUAUAUGUCUACGCCUUUUGGUCGCCGUGAAAAAAUGGCCCAAGUGGAGCAAUAGCGAAUCCGGCCUGGUUGGCGUUGCGUUGACCAAAUCUUUACACUCCAUCAGGCUCCACAACUUUAGUAUUCCUGGAUCUCCAAAGUGCAUUCGACCAGGUAGACCGGUCUGUUCUCUGCAACGGGCUUGUCCAUCGAGGAAUGCCCCCGAAGUUUGUGAAUAUUAUAACUUUGUUAUGAUAUCAGUCUUUCUGAUACACGGAGAGCUCUCUGAAAGCUUCCGUACACUAAGUGGUGUGCAUCGGAAAUGCCCACUCACUCCGUUAUUAUUUGGUGCCGUAAUCGAUGGGAUAAUGGUACAAACACUGAAAGGUCGUCAAAACUACGGUGCUCCAAUAACCUCUGAUGAAACCUUAUCGAUCU
Opisthorchis viverrini is the source of this 627-nucleotide messenger RNA. RefSeq lists its product as hypothetical. The transcript has 3 exons. The annotation marks the transcript as partial. NCBI's taxonomy places the organism in Eukaryota, Metazoa, Platyhelminthes, Trematoda, Opisthorchiida, Opisthorchiidae. The record is from RefSeq and is a predicted model, not a curated record.